CGAUGGUGUCCGAACGCCUUGUGAAAUUCAGAAGCGAUUUGAUCGAUCGCAUGAAUCAGCGCAGAGGUCGGGUUCUCCGCGUGAUUGGAAUUACUUAAAACGAUCAAGGCAUCGAUGACGAUUGCGUCGUGAUGAUUCAUUCGCUAGCGAUGACAAACAGCGUGAAUUGCCACCGAAUAAAAAUAUCUUUCGUAACUCAUCUCGAGAGUUACGUCGCCGUUACGAAUUCCGUUACGAUCAUCGCUUGAAUCCGCAACAUUAGCAAAUAUUGCCGUGUUUCGAUUCGUCGAAACAGAAAAAUUGUAAACAAUUGUCAACAAUUGUUAAUCAUCGCGUAAUUACGCGUGAAGCAAGCGCGACGUUGUAUUGGUUCCUGAUGUUCGUUAUCGAAACUUCGUGAUUCUGAUAAGGUUGAUAAGCAGUCCGCCGACCGAUUGACUGAACACCGAGUUCUCUCGUGAGUUUCGAUUAGGCAAGACUUCCGCGAACGUCGCUCCGCGUUUUUCCAAUUAUUUGUUUAUCCAUCCACUCGGUCGUUCCAUUCGGCAUAAUCGACCAUGGAGAUCCUCUCCAUGAAAAAAUGGGACCCCAUGGACGAGUAUUUCGAGGAUUUUUACAUCCUCUUCAACGGGAUCGAUCAGAAUGGUGACGGUUUCAUCGACCUGGCGGAGCUCAGGGGUGCGUUGGACGUUUGCGGUUUCAAAAUGCCGGGUUACAAGGUGCGCCGUAUGAUCGAGGAGUACGACGACAAGUCCCGGCUGGAGCACAAGGGUCGUUUGUCAUUCGAGGAGUUCGAGAAACUCUGCAAAGAACUGAAAGCAAACGAGUUGGGCUCGACUUUCAAGCAGGUGGUGUCGAAGAAGGAGAAUCUGGAAACGCUGGGCGGAAUAUCCGAGGCCUCCAGCGAGGGGACGACCCAUUCCGUCCGGCUCGAGGAACAGCUGGCCUUCAGCGAUUGGAUCAACACGAACCUCGGCUACGAUCCCGACCUCAAACAUCUCCUGCCCAUAGACUCGGAGGGGAGGACUUUAUACGACAAAGUCAAGGACGGAAUACUUCUUUGCAAGAUAAUCAACCACUCGUGUCCCGACACUAUCGACGAACGUACGAUAAACAAGAAGAAUCUUACGCUGUACACGAAGCACGAGAACCUCACGCUCGCCCUGUCUUCGGCGCAGGCGAUCGGAUGCAACAUAAUCAACAUCGACGCUCACGAUCUGACGAAAGGGUCGCCUCAUCUGGUUCUCGGACUGCUGUGGCAGAUCAUCAGGAUCGGUUUGUUCAAUCAAAUAACCUUGGAGAACUGUCCGGGACUAACUACCCUCCUGCAAGACGGAGAAAGGAUCGAGGACCUUCUGAAAUUAUCACCGGAAGCUAUACUGUUGAGGUGGGUGAACCACCACCUCCAGAAGGCCGGCGUUUCGAGGAGGUGCAAUAACUUCCAAUCGGACAUUACCGAUUCCGAGAUCUACUCGCAUCUGAUAAAACAAAUCGCCCCAUCCGACGCCGACGUAACACUGGAAGCUCUCAUGGAACCGAAUCACAGCACCCGAGCGGAAAUAAUGUUGCAACAGGCCGCGAAACUCGGAUGCAGAAGUUUCGUUACACCCAACGACGUUGUGAACGGAAUAUACAAGCUCAAUUUGGCCUUCGUAGCGAAUCUGUUCAACAAUCAUCCCGGACUGGACAAUCCGGAGACGGUGAUCGAGGGCCUCGAAUCCCUCGAGGAAACGAGGGAAGAAAAAACUUACAGAAAUUGGAUGAACUCGUUGGGCGUUUCGCCGCACGUCAACUGGCUCUAUUCGGACCUAGCCGACGGUCUCGUCAUAUUCCAACUAUACGACAUCAUCAAACCGGGUACCGUCAGCUGGAACAAGGUCCACAAAAAGUUCACGAAGCUCAGAAAGUUCAUGGAAAAACUGGAGAACUGCAACUACGCGGUGGCCCUUGGGAAGCAGAUGAACUUCUCGCUGGUCGGAAUCGCCGGGCAGGACAUAAACGACGGUAACGCCACCCUCACGCUCGCCUUGAUCUGGCAGUUGAUGAGAUCGUACACCCUUUCGAUUCUCGCGUCCCUCGCGGGCACCCAGGGCAGUCCGAUCGUCGAGAAGUCGAUAGUUCAAUGGGUGAAUUCGAAGCUCCAAGCGGCGGGCAAGACCAGCAGCAUAAAGAGCUUUCAGGACUACAGUAUAUCCGACGCGAAGGUGGUGAUCGAUCUGAUCGACACCAUAAAGCCUGGUAUAAUAAAUUACGACCUCGUUAAGGAGGGCGGAACGGACGCGUCGAAUUUGGAUAACGCCAAGUACGCGAUAUCGACGGCGAGGAAAAUCGGUGCGCGGGUAUACGCGCUUCCGGAGGACAUAGCCGAGGUGAAACCAAAAAUGGUGAUGACGGUGUUCGCGUGUUUGAUGGCCCUAGAUUACGUACCGGACAUGGAUUCCGUUAAAGAGAAGAACGGCGACGUCGUGAUUCAGUAACGAAGAAUCGUCAAUUUUUGUAUAUUUCUUUAUCUCUCUAUCGUCUCGCGAGCGAAAGCCUGAUCGUUUCGCAAAACCAAUGAUGUCAUUGGACGUAUUUUGAUACCGAAGCGCGUAAUAAUUGUACAUAUAUAUUUCUCUUUUAGUGUAAGUUAAUGAAAUGAAAACCCAGGAAGGGGUAGGGAAGGGUGAAACAAAUCAACGGGGGAGCAUGACAAGAAUCAAAGAAUCUAACGAUUGGGUGUUGCAUGUCGAUGCGGAUUGUUAAUCCAAAAUUUACGAUACGAGUCGUAGAAAAACGUAACGGAAUGCACCGCGCGUACAGUGUUUCACGUUUUAGUAAUGGUACACUUACACCGUUCAUCGAUAAGGAGCUUUUAAUUUUUUCUUUCUCACGACUAAAUGAGUGCGCGCCUGUCGCGCCCUUGACUAGUUAGAAUUACGUAACUAUCUACUAUUUCGAUAACGUUAUGCGGUGUUCGUUUUUUCUUCACCGCAAAUUUUUGAUAACCACGUUUCUCGCUAAGAGGCCGUUACACGCGCCCGCCUACGUGAAAAUAAUAUUUAUACCGUUUUCAAUUUUUUACCGAGAUGUACUUAACCGAGAAGAUGAUACAGAGGGGGCGGUGAACUGCUUGGAACUUUAUAAAUUUUUUUAAUCAAAACCGCCCCCUACGCAAGUCGAUCUAAUAAUUAUAGCCGUGCGGUAUAUUUGAUAAACUAUUUAAUCACUGAUGAUCUCGGGAUAAAAAAAGACAAUUGAAAAUAAAAAGAACCAGAAGGAAAAAAAAUCAUUCUUUAGAUUUAAGAUACUGUUGUAACGAACCAAUCUGAUCUACAUAAGUAUACGUAUGCGUCUGGAGAAGGUAUAUCGUGAACGUAAAAAUGUGUCGUAACAAAAAAAAGAAAAAGCAAAAAAAAAAAUUGGAGUAAAAAAUUGUCUCACACUACACUACACUAUUCUAUGGUGGAAAAUUAUUAUUCGAUAAUCUUUACCUCCUGACAAUAGUUUUCUUUCUCUAGUGAAAUCUGUGGGAAAUCAUAUUCUUUUUUUAGUUUUUGGUGGAAUCCAGUAAGUUUAUUGAUUGCACCGGAUUUCUACCAAUUCUUAUUUGUAUCUAUUUGAAUUUCAAUUUUCGUAUCGAAUGAAGGAGGGAAGUUAGUCAGGAUCGGAGUGAUUGUUGUGGUUGUAUUUAUACAUGAUCUAUGAGAAGAGGUGAAUUUUUCAUUGGUCGUCAACGUACUAUUUAAUUAUUCAACCAGAUAUUCGCUGUCGGUAACGCGUUUUUCAUUUAGUUUUUAUACGAAACUGCAAAGCUAAGAAUGAAAAAAAAAAGAAAAUGGCGGCGGGUACCGUUUAAAACGGAUAUUAUUUCGGUAACGCGUUUCCGCAAAUGACGGCCGUAAUCGAGAGUCUUGGGCAUAUUGCAAUUUUGUUGUUGUUUUUUUUGUUUUUUGGUCUCUUUUCGGUAUCUCAGAAUAAGGAUAAUCAAACGGAUGAGCCGCAACGCGGUUUCGAUUUUCGGAAAUUAUAGUCAUUUAAUGAAAUAAGAAUUAUUAUGCAUGUACCUAACUGUUACGAAUUGAAAAUGAGAGUAGGUUAUAAGAAUGUGAGGAAUCAUUGAUAUUUCGGCUUGACAAAAGAGAAGAGAAAAAAAAAAAAAAAGAAUUAGGAAAGAAACUAGCAAGGAUUCUUGAUCGUUGUUAAUUAUCAUAAUUAUGAAUCGAUUAAUUCUUUUUAUCAAAUAAUCGUAAGUCGGUAAUGAUCAUUAAGGUGUAUACGCAGGGAAUGGGGAGUACGUACGACAAGCUUUGAUUGAUCGGAGUGACGUGGAUAUUUGAGGACGAAUUUAUUGCUAUCCGUAAGAAUGAAGCGUGUGACUUUGGCCCCGUGAAUCUAAAUCCAAAACCCGAAACCCCAAAUCUCUGAACCGAGUGUCAUAACGUGCGACGUGACUAAGUUAUUCUGCAGACGGUAUAAAACCAACGCUCGUCGAUCCAUUGUAUGCACGUAUAUAGAUAUUAGUUGUAAUUAAUGUAAUUGUAAUCUAAAUAAAGACAAAUUUAUCUAAGAA
Molecule: messenger RNA, 4552 nt
Organism: Athalia rosae (coleseed sawfly)
Lineage: Eukaryota; Metazoa; Arthropoda; Insecta; Hymenoptera; Athaliidae
Gene: Fim
Product: plastin-2
Exons: 3
Coding region: 558-2477 (639 amino acids)
Biological process (GO): actin filament network formation; actin filament bundle assembly
Cellular component (GO): actin filament; cytoplasm; actin filament bundle
Molecular function (GO): calcium ion binding; actin filament binding
Source: RefSeq, a predicted model, not a curated record